AAGAUUACGGUAUCAAAAUGCACUUUACCAAGCUCGGAAAAAGAAACAAAUCUUACAAGUGAAGUCACAUACGUUAAGCCCAAUAGUCACAUGUAUCCUGAAUAUAACAAAUUAACAACUUGACCCUCAGCCAAAGCAAAAAGAACAAAACAAAAAGAAAAAUAAAGGAGCAGCUACUCAUUUUUCUCGCGGGUAAAACACAAAGUUCUCCACCGACUUUUGCGGGUACCAAACUGUCAAGCAAGAGAUGAUGAAGAUGAAAUUGGAUAAUUAUUGGAGCAAAAUACUCGGUGUAGUGGAGAUAAUGAAUGGAGGUUUCUUAUCUUUUUGUUGGGGUUCUGGGGAGUUAUCAAAUCCGUUUUUUUUUUUGGAUUUUUUUGGGCUAGGUCUGAGGAAUAAAUUGAAGAUAUUAAUUUGAGGUAGAGGGGGGACGAAAGUGAAGAAGCACAGAGAAGGAGUAGCGGAUUUCAUGCGAGCAAAUCUUGGAGCAGUGAAGUUCUUGGCAUCUUCCUUUGUAAUCCUCAAAUUGAGUUUGCUAAAAGGACUCGUGCUCAAAUACUGGAGCAAGCUCGUCAGAUUCCGUUGCCUCUAAGUGAGAGUUCAUCUUCGGAAGAGGAAACUGAAGAAAUUUUUGAGAUGGUUGACCGUACCUUAAAGCAGCUUGCUUUUCCUACAUUUGAUCCUAAUUUGCUGUGCAUAUUAGAUGGCGGGACAAAAUGUGAGAUCAAGCCUGGACUGAUCAGAGCAUUACCCACAUUUUUAGGUUUUCGCAAUACUAGUUCCUUGGGUUCAGUUUACAUGAAUGAGGCGAACAGAUUUUUGAAGGAAUUUCACAUAGCAUGUUCGGGGAUGAAACCUGCUGUUGUAACCCUUGAUCAGAUCAAGUUAAAGGCAUUUCCUUUUGCUUUAGCUGAUGCUGCCAAGGAGUGGUUGUUCGGACUGCCUGCAGUAACCAUCACAACCUAGGCUCAAAUGCAAGAAAAAUUCAUAGAAAAAUAUUUUCCAGCAUCUUUAGCAGCAAACAUUAGGAAAGAAAUAUGUGGGAUUCGACAAGAAGAUGCAGAGACACUUCAUGAGUAUUAGGAGCGUUUCAAAAAGCUAUAUGAUAGCUGUCCUAACCAUCAGAUCAGUGAGCAAUUGCUAGUGCAAUACUUUUAUGAAGGGCUCACGGAACCGGAUCGGAACCUAAUUGAUGCUGCAAGUGGCGGAGCAUUGGUUGAUAAGACACCCAUAGAGGCAAAGACAUUGAUUGCAAACAUGGGCAGCAAACUCUCAAUAUUGAGGAGGUUGAAAUAUCAAGUCUGGUUUUGUACAUCAAGUUAAUGAAGUAAUGAGUUCUAACUUUGUGUAACAAUUAGCUAACUUUGUGUAACAAUUAGCUAAAAUCACUUCCUUAGUGGAGCGAGUGAUGAUCGAAAAAUGGUAAGAAAAAUUUUGUGGCAUAUGUUCGAUACCAGGACACCCAACUAACAUAUGCCCCAUUAUGCAAGAGGAACAAGUGAAUUAUGUUGGUGAUGUCCAGGGGCAGCAAAGAUGUUAUGAUCCGUUCUCUCAGACCUAUAAUCCGGGGUGGAGAGAUCAUCCAAACCUGAGAUAUGGAAAUGUUCAGCAACAGACCAACAACUCCAACCUCAGACAACCAGCUUUCCAGCAGCAUCAAGCAUCUAAUCCUCCACCUGGUUUUCAACAACAACCGCAAUGUCAGCCGCGACCUCAAAACCACCAAGUUUCCCAGCCACAAUCUGGUAGCUUGUCUCUGGAAGAAAUCGUGAAGGCAAUGGCUGACAACACUUUGCAUUUUCAGCAAGAAACAAGAAGUGGAUUAAAGAACUUGGAGAACCAAGUUUCUCAGUUAGCUAACACAGUGGGAAAGCUCCAAGCUCAGAACUCUAACAAGCUUCCAAGUCAACUAGAGAGAAAUCUGAAGGAGAAUGCAAGCGCCAUAUCACUUAGAAGUGGCAAGCAGUUGGAGGUUCCAGAAAAAAGCAACAGUGAAGUGUUGGCAGAUUACCAAGAGGAACAAGAGACUGUUGUUCUAGGAAAAAAUGAGCAGCCCUCCAAGGUAAGUGAUGUUGUUUCAUCUAAAACUAACCAUUUUUCUUCUUCUGUUCCUUUCCCUAGCAGGUUAACUUCUAAGGAUAAGAAGAAAGAGAUGGAAAAGGAGGUGCUAGAUGUAUUUCGCAAGGUAGAGGUGAACAUACCUUUACUAGAAGCCAUUAGACAAGUGCCACGUUAUGUAAAGUUUCUAAAGGAUUUGUGCACUAACAAGCGGAAAUUGAAUGGAGAUGAAAAGGUCAGUGUAAGUGAGAACGUAUCUGCAGUUAUAUAGAGGAAAAUUCCUCCCAAGUGUAAGGAUUCAGGUAUUUUUACUAUACCUUGUAGAAUAGGCAACACGAGAUAUGAGAGGUGCAUGUUAGACUUAAGAGCUUCUAUUAAUGUGAUGCUUUUAUCUAUUUAUAAAGCUCUAAACUUAUAACCUUUAAAAGAUAAUCGUGUGAUUAUCCAACUUGCUGACCGUUCUAAUACUUAUCA
Chenopodium quinoa (quinoa) is the source of this 2532-nucleotide messenger RNA. RefSeq lists its product as uncharacterized. Bases 1484 to 2329 code for a protein of 281 amino acids. The record is from RefSeq and is a predicted model, not a curated record. NCBI's taxonomy places the organism in Eukaryota, Viridiplantae, Streptophyta, Magnoliopsida, Caryophyllales, Amaranthaceae. The transcript has 2 exons.